AUGUUUCAAAAUCAUUCUUGUGGUCUUGAAUCAAGCCGUAUAGCGAUUGAUAUUGAAGUUGUUGUUCAUCAUAUCGAUCUUGUUGUAGCUGUUGCAUGGUUUGGAACUGGAGCUGUUGUGAUUGAUAUCGAAGUUGCUGUUCAUUAUAUCUCUCUUGUUGAAGUUGUUGCAUAUGCUAGUAACACGCAAGACGACGAUGAUGAUGGUGACAUGGAGGAUGAAGAUCAGUUGGGUGGGCUGGAUGCAGAUGGAGAUAGCGUUAAAUCUGAAACAAACCUGAAUGGUGACAAGGAUGGUGGGAAACCACAAGAUGAUUUAGAGUUGUCGGAUACUGAAAGUGAUCUAGAUCAAACUCUUCAAUUCCUCUCCCAACGUUUCCGCAACACUCGCUCUCCAGCACCAAAUCCUCGCCGCCAAGCAGAAUCCUCCCUCUCUGAAGCUGCCAACACUCCCAACUUCGGCCUCGUCGUACUCCGCCUCAUCGUCGAACCAGUCGUCGAUGCUCAGAUCCGUCAAUCCGCAGCCGUCAACUUCAAAAACCACCUCCGUCUCCGAUGGGCGUUAGAAGAGCGCUCCAUCCUUGAAGCCGAGAAAGAACAUAUCAAAACCCUAUCCGUUUCUCUCACGCUUUCCGUUUCUUCCAAAACCCAUUAUCAACUUAGCGAAGCCCUAACUAUCAUCGGUAAACAUGAUUUCCCUAAAGCAUGGCCUACGCUUCUCCCUGAACUCGUCGCCAGUCUCCAGAAUGCAUCUCAGUCUCAUUCCAAUGAUCUUUGGAUUGAUUUGAAGCAUUUUGUCGAUAACUUUGUUGCUCCUUUGCUUGAUAUUUUGCUUAAGACUGUGUUGUUUAUUGACGCUGCUGCUACGGCGGUAUCUCCACCACCUGUGGCGAACCUCCGUCAACUGUUUGAGUCGCGGAAAUUAUAUUGCAACUUAUUCGCGGAUCACGUUAGGGAAUGGAUGAGUGGGUUUCGAAAAUACCUUACUACUAGUUACCCUAUUCUUGAGGGCAAUGGAGAUGGUCUUGCUCUUGUGGAUGAACUUAGGGCUUCUGAUUGUGAUAAUAUUAAUCAUUAUAUGGAAAAGUAUGAGGAGGAGUUUAAGGGGUUCUUGAAUGAUUUUGCACUUGUUAUGUGGACUUUGUUGGGGAAUGUGUCACAGUCGAGUAGUCGUGAUCAACUUGCCAUCACAGCUAUAAAGUUUUUUACCACAAUUAGCACCGAUAUUCGCCAUAAUUUGUUUGCUCCCGAUAGGAUUAUACCACGGAUUUUCCAAGGCAUUGUGAUCCCUAAUGUGAGGCUGAGGGAAGAUGAUGAGGAGCUGUUUGAGAUAAAUCUUAUUGAGUAUAUUAGGAGGGUUAGGAAGGCUCUGUAAAAGCUCAGACCUCCAUCAGUGACAGAACUGUUGCUGUCUUAUAAUGGUGAUUCAUGUCAAAUUCAAAUGCUUGGUUUAGCUAAAAAGCCACCUGAUGGAUCCCAAAGCAGCAUUGCUUGUGACUGCUCUUCUCAA
This is a messenger RNA of Vicia villosa (hairy vetch), 1509 nucleotides long. RefSeq names its product exportin-2-like. Gene Ontology annotation, cellular component: cytosol; nuclear envelope. The transcript is spliced from 2 exons. The coding region runs from base 1 to 1374 and encodes 457 amino acids. NCBI's taxonomy places the organism in Eukaryota, Viridiplantae, Streptophyta, Magnoliopsida, Fabales, Fabaceae. The record is from RefSeq and is a predicted model, not a curated record. Gene Ontology annotation, molecular function: small GTPase binding; nuclear export signal receptor activity. Gene Ontology annotation, biological process: protein export from nucleus; protein import into nucleus.